UAAUCAGUUUUCACUCAGUCUAUUUGAUAAUCUUUAGAGGCAUCUAAAAACUCUCUGAUUUCAAAAUCUACCGCCACCGCCAGCGCUCGCAAGCGUCAUUGCACUUCUCUUACACCCACACAUACCGACAGCCUCAUUCCUUCGCUCUUUCCCACGGCGGUGCGUUGCUCCCUAGCGCCCUCUGCCGGCGGGUGAGAGGAAUGGCCACCUACUUCCAAUUGACUGAUCUGCCUGCUUCUGCUACCGUGUCCGUUCCCGACGCAGGAUCACCGCUUCCAUAACAUCAGCACAACGCUGCUACCACAGCCAUCCGGUACUACCCUCCGUUCCGUACAACAAGCGAAUGGGUGAGAGAGUAAACGGACGAGUGGAACCACUUCGUCGUAUCAGCGGCCACAGCGACAACUAAGACGAAAAAUUCCCAGCUGACGUCCCUUCGUGCCAGAAAGUAACCGGUAACCAUUGCGGACUGCUGUUGUUACUGUUAUUACUGGUGUUAUUGAUCUAGCGUCGCUUACACCGUUCAGUUUAUCGACGUCUGAUGGUGGUUAUUCGUGCUAGCGGUCGCCGUACUGGCUCUGCUGCAGCUGAACACUACCUGUCUUUCUGGCCGUCCAGCGAUCGCUUCUUACCUCAAUGCCUAUGAUAUAGAUUUCUCAUCACAAUCUGGAGAUUGUCCCGCUGCGGUAUAGCAUAGGAGUGGAAUAUACGUAACGAUGAUGCUGAAUGUGAUAGCGAUGAUCGCUACUGGUUGUUCUGUGCUCUACUAAUUGAUUGAUUUCCACUUGAGGUCGGUAUCGAAUGGCAGAACCUCCAAUAGUAGCAGCAACCAUCGAAAAACCAGUUGUAGGUGGCUUAGGAAAGAGCACGACGCUAACUACUGCGCUCACAAAGACCGUCAGUUAGAAACACUGUCCGACGGCGGUGGCUGCGGCGCCAGCCAGCCCGGCAGCACUGACUCCCCCUUUUCUUCUCUCAACAGCGGAGUGGCGAGAGACGCGACGGCGUCAACCUUUUGCGAUUCUAAAGAGGCAGAAACAGGCAGCCUCUAGCACCAAGCUGAACAACGUAGGAAAGAGCUAAGAUUCAAAGGGUGUCCUGGCGCGCUGAUCGGUGAAACGACCAGCGCCGCUUAGAACAGCAGCCACAGUCACAGCAGCCGCGGAGCUCAGGGCAGCAACUAAGCGGCAGUGGCCGUUGUUCGUUACAUUGUCGGCUAACUGUGGCGCUAGUUAAUAGUACUGUCGUGGUCGUUGUUGUUAUUGUCACGUGUUUUUGCGAAACUCUGCGGUGGUUCAGUGCGGAGGUGCUGCAAAGGCGUCUGGUGUUCCUGGUCGCAACGAUGCGAUCGGAUAAGAACUAGAGCAGACGAAAAUCACAUCGUGGCUCUGAGUGGCUGGUGGAAAGAAGCAGUCCCCGCGGUGUUCUAACUUCUACCACUCCGAAAAAGGACAGGUUUCCUUCCGUAAUCCUUUCUUCCGAAAAGCUGCAUUUAAGAGGACUGCCGUCUCGGAGGUGCUGCAUAGGAUUGGAGAACUUUGCGCACCUCCACUUCGUCGAAGAUCGGGGAGCAUGAACAAAUAGUGUGACGAGGACGACGAUUUCGUACUGGAUUUGAUGAAGCAAGCUAGAUUUUCAGUGUUCUAGUUAAGUAAAGAAGCGGUGCACGUUAUGAACAGGCUCCCCUAACAACCACAACGGCGCGUCAACUGACGACGAAAACGGCAUCGUUCGACGGAAAAGAGAAAUAGCUAGUUCAGGGCAGCGUAGGUGAAAGUGUCUUCCCCUAACAACUUUCUAGCAGUGAUCUCGUUCAAUAUCGGUCUGUAUUACCGUUGCCUGAUUUGCGUGUUAUUACCAUAAAGACAUUAAACAAUUACAAAUAACGCAACGUUUCGUAAAAAUCGACAACAGCAAGGACGACAACGACAAUCAGAGCAAGAACGCGCAAUAAGCAGAGGUAAAUUCGCCAAGAGGCCAUUAUAGAAAUUUAGCGGUGCCUACUGGCUAUUUGGCAAAGGUUCCUGUUGUGGUAGUGUCAGCUUGCCAAAAGAGCAAGAUUAGGAAGUAACUGCGGUACUUUAGGAAGAGAACGAACCUUGGCGACUGACCGACCCAGCAACCGUUAACAAUCACGCUCUAUUCGUUGUCGAGAGUUUUAAAGAGAAUUCACUGUUUUAUUGCCGUUACAUCGUGCGGUUGUUUCCCAGUUUGUUCAGUUGUGUUGUCAGCUAAUAAGGCAAAUGUGUUAAGAAAGAACUUUUUCGAAGGUGGGAGCUAUUACGGGAGAAACCAUUAAGGAACACCCAUCGAGGAUUUGCUGUGUGCGUUAGUGAAUGUGAGGAUAAAAAAUAAUUCGAGUUGGAAUAUUGUCACCCCCCCCCCUCCCGCCCCACAACCCUUGUGGUGGAUUAUUUUUAAUAUUAUGUGAUCUUUGCUUUGUGGUGAGCUAACUCAAUGUGCUGGUUCUUCAUAUACACCGGAUUCGUUCCACGGAUAUAUAGAUCAGCAGGAAACAGUUAAUUAGUCGAGGAUAUCGACGGGAAUCUACGCACGUACAUGUUACACAUUAAUUAUUGACUUCUUCAAUUGGAUAUAUUAAUAGAUACUCUAUUUGAAAACUGUCAAUCAGCUGGCACCGGACUGAAGCUAGCAUAACUGGUGUUCCAUCGGAUACGCCGAAGAACGACGCAUCUCAGUGGGCGGUUCAGGCUACGCGGAGGGCGCUGUGCUCAACCACGAACCUGCUGAUCGAGUAGCUGACCCGUUAACCUGAUCCUGGAGACCCAUGCCUAUCCAUACUUCAUCUACACAAUGACAAAUCAUCAAAUCACCUCAACGUUCAAAUCGAUCAGCGCUUACUAACAGCGAAAAGAGUCGCUAACUACUAGAACCCAAAUCAUAUAACUAUAGAAACGUAACGACGUAAUUUUUUCUACUAUCAGUGGUUGAUAUUGAGCUGCUGUCAUUGUAUUUUUUGUAUCCGUUCCAACCAGUUGUAAUUUCUCUGAAAGCUGAAAGCAGCAUCCGUCCGGUGCAGGAGUACCUAGAACUCUCCGUCUAUAAACAGUGUCCUUAGACAUUAUUGGUGGCAUCACAGCCAUCGACUGGAAAAACCUGUUCAGUUCCGAACAGAAAUUUCUCGGCAUCAGCAGAAGCUAUGAACCAGAAGAAACCACGAGGCUUCCUCAAUGAGGCCGUUUGGCCCAACAGGAUCACCGUACGGCAGGAUGCGAUAUCAGACUCAUAUGCGAUCGAAACACGACCGUUUGCCAGGGGAAAAUUCGCUACGGUCCGUCGCUGUCGUCAUAUCGAGUCUGGCCGCGAUUUCGCAGCGAAAUAUCUUCGAAAACGUCGAAGGGCAGAAGAUGUGCGGCACGAGUUGAUACAUGAAGCGCUCGUACUUGCGUUGGCAGAUAGUUGUAAAAGGAUCAUCUCCCUCAAAGAGAUCUUUGAAACGCCCACUGAAGUUAUACUCGUUCUUGAGAUGGCUGCCGGAGGUGAACUUCAACACGUCCUGGAUGCCGAGGACUGCUUGCCGGAAUGUAGCGUGAGGCAGCUUUUACUGCAAAUCGCCGAAGGUUUGGCAUUUCUUCAUUCGCAACAUAUUGCUCACCUCGAUAUAAAACCGGCAAACCUACUACUGUCAGCGGCUUGGCCGCAAGUUGAUGCUAAGCUUUGCGAUUUUGGUAUUUCUCGCCUCAUUCUUCCUGGUGAAGAAAUACACGAGAUUGCCGGAACGCCUGAUUAUAUCGCUCCUGAAGUUUUACAAUAUGAACCGAUAUCGCUUUCCACGGACAUGUGGAGUUUGGGAAUUUUAACAUAUGUUCUCCUUACUGGCCAUACUCCGUUUGGCGGUGAUACAAAACAAGACACAUACUGCAACAUCACUCUCGGAGAACUCGACUUUCCCCAGGAUCUUUUCAAGGAUGUAACUUCGGAAGCUAUUCAUUUUAUUACACAGCUCGUUGUCAAGGAUCCCAAAAAACGACUGAGUAUCGGUGAGGUCCUGAAGCACCCCUGGCUAACUCAGCCUUCGCCGUGUCCCUCAUUCUUGGCAAUUACCGCGGUUAUCGGAGUUACAAAUGAUAACACUAGCCAUCUGGUCGCCAACAGCAAUAAUGUUAAUAAUAAUAACAUUCAUUCAAACGGCAAAAACUCUAACAAAAUCACUAACGGUAUAGCUAGCUACGGUUUAGUGGUCGACAGCGAACAGUCACCCAAUCCACGAGAGGAUCAGGAGGCGGUCGAACGUCUGCGUGGGGGUGCCGCCGUCGUUCAGUGCGAAACACCGUCGAGUUCAUCUAUAGGUAGUUGUGAAGAGAGUGAUGCUGAAAUUAUUAUGGAGGAUCAGCGAGGACUUCAACAUCAGCAGCCACAGUCUAAGCAACAAAUCGUGAACGAAGAUAGCAGCAGUGAUACUAUAAACAUGAAUUCAGACAAUAAUAGCAGGAGAAGCCAGAGCCGUAACGGCGUCGUCGAAGCGAAACAGACUCGGGGUAGUUCGCCAGUCAUGGCCAAGCGCGCCAUCGUGAAUGAGGUUGAAACGCCAAAUGUCGUUGCGGUGGCUGGUCAUGAUGAUGUUGUGCCAAAUAAUCCAGCCGACUCAACAAUCGGUGUCCAGCUGCAGCAUGGCGAAACAUCUGAGCAGCUCGUUCAGAUUCAUGAGAGCAGCGGGGAAGAAAGAGUCUCCGUUCCUGAUAGCGCUUCCCCAGCGCCGGAAGAGGAGCUCCCCUCGUUGCAAUCAUCGACAUCUUCAUCUUCAUCGGAUUCACCUGUUCCUGCCAAGAAGGACAAAGAGUGCGAAGCCCGACCAUUGAAGGACGUUCCGAAGCCAAGAAAGGCGUCACUUCCUCCUCCUCUCGUUGUUCCGAAAAGUGUCGGAUCAUCCGGAUUUGUUCUGGCAUCGUCUGGCGGCAGGGCGUUCCAGCCCUCUCCAAUUGAUUACUCGUCAUCACUUUCUCCACAGGUCUCUCCAACGCUACGUCGUAGCGUUGCUCUUCCAUGCGCGUCCAGGCUACCCUCGAUGAGACCGUUAACCCGAAGUACGUCGGUCAGUCCCGUCCGAACGGUGCUCUCUAGCAAGACCCCGUUGACGCCUAGCAAGUCUCUAUCGAGCCCCCUCUCCUCACAUCACUCUAGUUGUUUUAAAUUAAACAACAACAGUGCUGCCAACGGCAACAGCACCCAACAGCAUCAACAUCAAGCUCAGUCCCAAAGUGGGACGUUGACGACGUACGGUCGAAGGGCGACCUUAACCUCCGCAGCGUCUCCUUCGUCGUCACACGCUCUUAGCGCCUUACCCCGGCGAAUUCCUUCUUCCUCCUUAAAACGGCCCCAACCUACAUCCACUCCUAAACAGUCCAAGACAUCCUCCGGUUCAAAUAGUACCGCUACUAGCAGCCAUAGCCAGUACAACAACAUCAGCGCAAGCCACAACCAUAGUUCAUCAACGCAUGUGCUCACGAGCACCGCGAGUUCUUCGACUAACAAUUCUGCCCAUGCCCACAAGGCGUCGACAACUUUUCGCCCGAGUCUGUUGUCCCCGACUGUAUCCAGUGCUCUCAAAUCUUGUGCCGUCCCGCUGCGCGCGGUCAACUCGUUAAGUCGAGCCGAUUGUGAGAUUCAUGGGUGCCACCAGCAACAGCCAUACCAGCACCAUCGACGAUCGCUUAUCUUGUCCCCGUCCAGCACUCAGAAUCACCAUCAUCACUUACAGGAGAACAAGGGGACUCCGAUAAACAAACGGAGCUCAUUGCCUGAGCGGUCGAUGAAGAAGCCCGUUAAAGGCGGUUCGACACCCUCAGCGUCAUUGACACCUACGACGGGCUCGUCGACCGUGGUAAGGCGAUCGAGCGCGAUUCUCGACCGAACCAAGACGGCAGCUGCGCGAAAAAGUAUGGAGCUCGAAGGAUUGCGAAGGAAGACAUUUAAUGACGAUGUGCUCGUUUGCCAAUUGUGGCAAAGCAGCUAAAAGACGCUGGAAGUGCUGGCCUUAGCGGAGACAGCACAGUGCUGCAAGUAGUAAGACCCUUUGUGUAACUUCUUGGUACCGAAGACAACAAGUAGUAGACAAUGAAAUUAAAUUCUUGAAACAAAUAAAAAUAAGACAAUAACAUGUAAACGAUAUAACGAAAUGCAUAUGGCAUUUUGAGAAGUCGCCAGUGGCGUGCACCUGUGCAGUUGUCUAGCAGAGCGGAUGCCGUAUGCGAUCAUUUCCGGUGGUUAAAAAUCUGGUCGUCGAUGUGCAACUAUAAAUAACACAAUUGACGUUCAUUGUUUAGAUGAGGUUAGGGCAAACUCGGACGUAGGCACUGUGCCACAAUUGCACGCGAUGUUUGUGGGAUGAGAUCGAUGAUUGAUUGAUUGUGAUUGGCUAAACGUGACAUGUAUAUGAAAUGAGAGGUUGGUAACUAUUCAUAGUAAUGCAUCACGCUUCGCUUUUUCUGUACAGAUCCUUAGACAAAGCUUGUGAAUAGAUGAUACAUAUAGAAACUCUACGCAAAACUUCCGAGCGUGGGAGCACGCUUUCCCGUACCUGGGGUGACAUACGCACCGACCGACGAGCUAGCCAAUCGAAUCGAGUCGUAAAUUAAAAGUGUAGUAAGUAUUUUUUUAUUAAUAUUAUCAUAUUGCCAUUACAUGUACUACGCCUAUUCUACUGCCAAAUCUACGAGAUGCAUAAGACCAUUAUGAGUAGCUAUGAUGACGGUAUUAUAGCACUUGGUUGGUAGGCGUUAAUUGCAUAGCUGUGGAGUAGGUCUCCUACUGCACGCCAAGGAGUCAUUAUUUCCUUACCACGCAGGUACCAUUGUGGUAUCAUCAAAUUAGAAAAGUGCUGAAAGCUUGCCAAAUACGCAGUGAACAGGGUGUCUAAGCAGAACUCUGUGCUGUUCUAGCCAGUACAGAGAGCGGCGUUUGUGCGAGACCCGUAUGAACUUACAGACCGAUAAAUUUGUAUGGUUGUAUAAACACACAUGCAUAAAACUACGUAAAAGACAUCAAACGACGAUCAUUCUUAGCAUUAUCAUCAUGAUGAUACACCAGCAACAACAGAACAGUAGAUAAAGAUCAAUAUCAUGAUUUAAACAUUACACACAUGAACGACGUCAUCUUCUGCCAGUCAAGCCGGACUGGCAACAGCUCCACCACCACAAUAAAACGCGAUCCGCUUUCAAGCCGUGGUAACAUUUAUUACAUAACCUUACCCCAACAUACAUACACACAAAAGUAGCCAAUAAUAACAAUAGAGUAAUCGAGGGCGAGUGAUCUAUUUAUUUUUUUGUCUAAUCGAUUUUGCUGCUGUAGCAAUUCAUUGGUGCUGUCAUGGUUGUUUUUGUUACUACUGCUGCUGCUGCCGUCGCCGCAGCAGCUGCAAAACUCCUAUCUCAGCAUCUGCCAACAGCGAGACCAACGAUAACAGUCAUGGCGUCCCGUAAAAAAUAUCACGUGGAAUACAUUGGCGUUGGUAUUGAUAUUUAACAAGGGACAGCACAAUGCAUAUAACCGCUCAUAACUGCGGAACCUUUUUUCGGACAACUCAGAAUGCGAAAUUAUGCGAUUGGUAUCAUCGUUCUGAUAUUUCACUUUAUUCCUAUUAGACAGUGUUUACGCGCGCCGUCCGAGCUGGCAACCAACCGGGGCCAACCAGUCGGGGGGCAAAGGCUGAAGGGUAAAUGGGUUCAAGCUGUGGCUGAUCGUCUGCAGGACGGUAUAGAAACAAAGGAAGAAACGUGCAUAUACACGCAACCAUGUAUGGUUACACAUUAAAGCGGUAAGUAGGAAGUACCAGCGGAUAUGGUUAAAUAAGUGGUUAACAACGUACAGAUAAUUGGAGAAAAACGAGAUGGCAAAAGCGAUGGAAAUUUGCUUUGAGUGACUUCGAUAUGAAAGUUAAGAGUGGGGACAGAAUACAGGUUCGAUGGAACAUGCGACUGCGGCAUUGGCCAGGACAGAAUUGGUCCUAUUCUUUUGGAUGGGUUUGCUUAGCCUCUUUUUGCGUACGCAGUCCGCAUUUUCUGCGUACGAAAUCUAGCGCAUUUCUGAGAUGGGCGUUGCCAUUACGGGAACCAGGCGCUGAAGCAGACGCUUUAGCAACCUUGAAGUGAGAGGGAGUCUACUCAGCGAGAGAUAUCAAGCAACCAAGAGAAAGAGAUGAACGGCACAACUGUAUGAUAAAAGACACAACAUAAAUACAUACACAUUAUUAUUUAAGACUUCAAUAUUUGGUACAUAUAAGCAGCGCCGGUGAUACUGGUAAAAUCGAAUGGAGUCCCAGACCGCGACUCGUUUUUCCCCCAUCUUCACAUAUUUUGUUAUCGUAUUUUCUUCAAUAAAAUUAUACUGUUUACGCC
This is a messenger RNA of Varroa destructor (honeybee mite), 8354 nucleotides long. RefSeq lists its product as uncharacterized. Gene Ontology annotation, biological process: protein phosphorylation; positive regulation of apoptotic process; intracellular signal transduction. The record is from RefSeq and is a predicted model, not a curated record. Lineage: Eukaryota; Metazoa; Arthropoda; Arachnida; Mesostigmata; Varroidae. Gene Ontology annotation, cellular component: nucleus. Gene Ontology annotation, molecular function: protein serine/threonine kinase activity; ATP binding.